AUGCUGCCCAAGUUUGAAGACGCGGUUGCCAGCCCGGCCGGCGAGGCGGGGCCGCGACUAGGACCGCGGCUGUCGGCGUGGUGGUCGCACACGAGCAACGCCGACGAGGCGGCGAAGCGGGUGGCGGACGAGAUCCGGUCCGGCCUGCAGCCGUGGGAGGAGCGAGGCCGGUGGGACGCUAUGCUUUACGCGGGCGCUCGUGACGUCGCCCCAGCCACCCUCUUCGACAAGAUCCUCUCCAAGGAGAUACCGAGCGAGGUCGUCUUCGAGGACGCGCUCUGCCUCGCCUUCCGGGACAUCAACCCCGUGGCCCCGGCGCACAUCCUCAUCAUACCAAAGCACCGAGACGGACUCACCGGCCUGGGCGCCGCGACUGCCGAGCACUCGGCGAUUCUCGGCCACCUGAUGGUUGCUGCUGCAGCCAUCGCCAAGCAGGAGGGCCUCAGCGAGUUCCGCCUCGUCACGAACAACGGAGAGGGCGCAGGCCAGUCGGUCUUCCACCUGCACCUGCACCUCAUUGGCGGCAGGCCGCUGGAAUGGCCGCCAGGGUGA
Messenger RNA from Emiliania huxleyi CCMP1516, 552 nucleotides. RefSeq lists its product as hypothetical. The record is from RefSeq and is a predicted model, not a curated record. Gene Ontology annotation, molecular function: hydrolase activity. Gene Ontology annotation, cellular component: cytoplasm. NCBI's taxonomy places the organism in Eukaryota, Haptophyta, Isochrysidales, Noelaerhabdaceae. The transcript has a single exon. Bases 1 to 552 code for a protein of 183 amino acids.